AUGCGGCAGCGUUCUCAUGAAUCACCAAACCAGUUCCUGUUGUCACGUCUGCUGUAUCAUCAUUUCCUGCAAGUAUCAACAACAGAUGAAGUUAACACAACAAAUUUUUCCAUCAAAACGGAUAAUGCCACAAUUCGUCAUAACGUGGAUGAUCAUGAAAAUUGGAAGAGGGUGCGGGAAACUGCCCUGCCUAUCACAAACCUUUUCUCAGCAAAAGAUUGGUACAAUUCAAUGAAAACAGUGGAAGCAAUUAAAGAUGCAAACAAGCGUGGGGCACUUCAUUUUGCUGCUUUGGAAGGACAAACUGAGAUUUGUAAAUACCUGUUGGAGGAUUUGAAGCUCGAGAUUGAUUCGAGAGAUGAUGAUGGAGAAACUGAUCUCAUUCAUGCUGCACGACAAGGACACACUGCCACGACUAAGUAUCUUAUUGACCACGGUGCUGAUCCUACUAUUGCUAGCAAUUUAGGAGCUACGGCAUUGCAUCAUUCUGCUGGAAUAGGAGAUAUUGAGUUGCUUGAGCACUUGCCGUCCAAAGGAAUUAAUCCUGACUUAGAGAGUGAUGCGGGAACACCCUUGGUUUGGGCUGCGGGUCAUGCUCAACAAGCUGCAGUUACUGUUCUAUUAAAACAUGGUGCAAAUCCUAAUGCUGAAACUGAUGAUGGCAUUACCCCACUCCUUUCAUCUGUGGCAGCUGGUUCGUUAGAAUGCUUGGAGCUGUUAAUACAGGUCGGUGCUAAAGUAAAUGCAUCUAGAACUUCUGGAAAGCUGCAUUGA
This is a messenger RNA of Lathyrus oleraceus (garden pea), 774 nucleotides long. Its product is annotated as palmitoyltransferase akr1-like. Gene Ontology annotation, molecular function: protein binding. Bases 1 to 774 code for a protein of 257 amino acids. The record is from RefSeq and is a predicted model, not a curated record. The transcript has a single exon. NCBI's taxonomy places the organism in Eukaryota, Viridiplantae, Streptophyta, Magnoliopsida, Fabales, Fabaceae.